Anoplophora glabripennis (Asian longhorned beetle) is the source of this 1302-nucleotide messenger RNA. RefSeq lists its product as uncharacterized. The record is from RefSeq and is a predicted model, not a curated record. Lineage: Eukaryota; Metazoa; Arthropoda; Insecta; Coleoptera; Cerambycidae. The transcript has 6 exons. Bases 1 to 1302 code for a protein of 433 amino acids.
AUGCAACCCUUCAAUUCCAGUCAAAUAGAGGUGUUCAAUUUGACAGCAGUCAGGAUUGGAUCACCCUUUCAAGAAAUCGGAAGGACGGGGGUGGACGCCACUACUAUAGCGCCCUUUCAGAUGAACCAAACAACAAAGAAGUCAAUUAGAGAGCUGUUCUACAAUGGAACCGGAUACUACAUCGAUGAUGAGGGCGACACAGGACUGAACGAUCUUCAAACUGUAUUCCUGGCUUGUAUAGCAACCCUCAUACCACUGGUUGUUAUACUUCUCACAGCGUUUGGGAUAAGGAUAUUAUGGAACAGGUACAGAAGGCGUAAGGAGAAUAUCAUACAAUACGACGGCAUUUUGCAUAGAGAAGGAACAUCAGAAUCAAUGGCAAGGCCGUUACAUGCACAUCUUCUCACUGAUAAGCCUUGUGGAGAUACCCAUCUGGCCAUAAACACGGAGGACGUGGAGGUAUGCGAUGGUACUGAAAUAAAUAGUCAAAUUCGAAGCAAUAAUCACUCCAGCACCAACGGCAGCAUCAUAACAAUGACGUUGAAGAACAACCACUUAAUCGUGGAGACAGAGGAGAGAAAUGACAUAGAACAGGACAGCAGGGAGACCACCAUGAAGUACUGCCCCGGCGCCAGAAACGGCGUGUUCGUCGUGGAGGUGCAGCAAGGUGUGAGGAGGAGCCCUGGGUCAGGGGGGCCAACUUCUUGCGCAGAACCAGAGGUUUCAGUUUCGAUCAGUGACCAAUGCGCGUUGGUGCACAAUCCCCCAGAUAGGUACAGCGACGAGGAGACCCUAGAAGAGUGCGACGACAGCGAGUACUACAUGGAGACGGCAUCCCCCAACACGGAGACCCCAGACUCCCUUUGCGCCCAACUGAAAACCGGUUUGUCCCAGUCAAACUCGAGCCUGACCCGCCCCUCCUACUGCUACACCACCCAGCAGUGCUACGACACCGGCGGUCGCGGCUACAACGUCUACGCCGGCUACGUCAACGACGAGCCGCUCGGCCGGCUGCCCGACGACACCCGACCGAAGAUAAUGGCGGCGGUGUACAAGAACACGUCGCGGAUACACUGCAACAGCGUGGACAUACCCUUAGCCACGCUGAACGGACUCAAGGAGGCCAUCAACGAUAUCGAGAAGUCGUCCGACGAGGAGCAGGACGAGCAGCAGAGGCGGCUCGAUAGUCUCAACCUGCUGAAGGCGUCCCCCAGGUUCGAAAAACCAGCGGCGGAAGCGGAGACGGGGUCUGCGGACCACGAAAAUAGGGGGGUCGGUUGCAACGACUCGGCCAAAAGUUAA